Molecule: messenger RNA, 975 nt
Organism: Drosophila hydei
Lineage: Eukaryota; Metazoa; Arthropoda; Insecta; Diptera; Drosophilidae
Gene: Burs
Product: bursicon
Exons: 3
Coding region: 385-906 (173 amino acids)
Biological process (GO): animal organ morphogenesis
Molecular function (GO): BMP binding; receptor ligand activity
Source: RefSeq, a predicted model, not a curated record
AAGGAAGUCAGGCACUGAAGAUGUUGCAAUGGGUUAGCUGCUUAACUUGCUGGCUUGGAGGAACGGAAUGGACUGAAGCUGGCGUCCGCGGCUCUGAUGAUGAUUGGAUUUAGCUUAUGCUGUGAUUUGUGUGUGGUUGGGGCCAUAAGUGGCGCAGCGGGACAAAUGCGAAUUUCGUGUAUGCAAUUACUAGGCAAAAAGGUUUGUGCUGGCCGCGUCGCUUUAUUGGGCCAUAAGUCAUGUGCCGUGGCUGGCCGGGACAUUAGGGCUACAGCUGCGGCCGGCUACGGGCCACAUAUAUAAAAAGCGUCAGGCGGCUGGAAGCGUUUUCCAUUCGGAGGCGUCGCGACCUGCACUUGACUUGAACUUGACUGAACUAGCAAAAUGCUGCGCCAUGUGUUACGCCACGAGAACAACAGGAUAUUCGUGCUCAUACUGCUGUACUGCGUUCUGGUUAGCCUGCUGAAGCUGUGCAUGGCCCAGUCGGAGGGUACGGCGACUGCCAAUGACAAUGAUAUCGGGCAUCUGGGCGACGACUGCCAGGUGACGCCGGUCAUCCAUGUCCUGCAAUAUCCGGGCUGUGUGCCAAAGCCAAUACCCUCCUUCGCCUGUGUAGGGCGCUGUGCCAGCUAUAUACAGGUCUCGGGCAGCAAAAUUUGGCAAAUGGAGCGCUCCUGUAUGUGCUGCCAGGAAUCGGGCGAGCGCGAGGCAGCCGUCUCGCUGUUCUGUCCCAAGGUCAAGCAUGGGGAGCGCAAGUUCAAGAAGGUUCUCACCAAGGCUCCGUUGGAGUGUAUGUGCCGCCCCUGCACCUCGAUUGAAGAGUCGGGCAUCAUACCACAAGAGAUUGCUGGCUAUUCGGAUGAGGGGCCGCUCAAUAAUCAUUUCCGACGCAUUGCUUUGCAGUAAACAAAUAAAAGGAAAACCAUCAUUAGAAUAGCAUUUUGUACACAAUUUGCACAUUGAAAUAAAAUUAAC